AUGCUUUGCAUGGGGCUCAGCGCACUCAUGCUCUCUUUGGGGGCUUUGGAUGCCAGAAAGCAAGUCCCCUCGGUGAUGACCAAGGUGUUUGAUGUGAGGAUUAGAUUUAAAGAUGUUAGUAGAAUAAUUAUUGGCCUGUUUGGAAAAGUUUUGCUCAAGACUGUGGAUAAUUUUAUUGCUCUGACAACAGGAGAAAAAGGAUAUGGAUCUCCUUUAUUUAAAUUUCAUCGUGUCAUCACAGAUUUUAUGAUUCAAGGGGGACUUUUUACCGCUGGAGAUGGCACUGGCGGUAUUAGCAUUUAUGCAGAGACAUUUUCAGAUGAGAAUUUGAAGCUGAAGCAUUAUGGGAUUGGGUUGGUCAGUAUGGCCAAUGCUGGGCCCGACACCAGUGGGUCUCAGUUCUUUAUCACCUUGACUAAAAUCUCCUGGCUGGAUGGUAAACAUAUGGCGCUCUGGUUAUCAAGCCAUCGAAGUCAGGUCGAAUGUGUACUAUCUGUAAGUUUGGGUGUUCUUGCUCAUCUCCCCCCAAUUCAUAUCAUCUGGAAACUUCACCCUCAGCUCUAG
Molecule: messenger RNA, 564 nt
Organism: Chrysochloris asiatica (Cape golden mole)
Lineage: Eukaryota; Metazoa; Chordata; Mammalia; Afrosoricida; Chrysochloridae
Product: peptidyl-prolyl cis-trans isomerase C-like
Exons: 2
Coding region: 1-564 (187 amino acids)
Biological process (GO): protein peptidyl-prolyl isomerization
Cellular component (GO): intracellular membrane-bounded organelle
Molecular function (GO): peptidyl-prolyl cis-trans isomerase activity
Source: RefSeq, a predicted model, not a curated record